This is a messenger RNA of Exophiala oligosperma, 1808 nucleotides long. RefSeq lists its product as uncharacterized. NCBI's taxonomy places the organism in Eukaryota, Fungi, Ascomycota, Eurotiomycetes, Chaetothyriales, Herpotrichiellaceae. The transcript has 3 exons. The record is from RefSeq and is a predicted model, not a curated record. Bases 161 to 1711 code for a protein of 516 amino acids. Gene Ontology annotation, cellular component: precatalytic spliceosome. Gene Ontology annotation, biological process: mRNA cis splicing, via spliceosome. Gene Ontology annotation, molecular function: RNA binding.
CGCAUAUUUGCCCUCCGAUUCCUCCCUUGUCGAUUCUCCUCUUCCUCAUCCUCAGGCUUUGCAGAGUUCCGAGAACCGUCCGACCGCAGCCAACCACAAAGUCGUGAAACAUUUAAGCGGACUGUCUUAAGAAUACUUGUUCGAGGAGGAGGCGCAGACCAUGGCGGCCAACAACGCCUCAGGGUCGAGUCGUGGAGGGCUGUCGCUUUACGCCAACCUCCUCGACCCCAAAAGCGCUGCGCCAGGGACGAUCUCAAGUGCGCCGGUGUCUUACUCUGCGAAUGCGGAGAAUUCGCCUGAUCUAGAUGAAGCUGCGAAGAAGCAGCAGGCUCUCGCCGCCUCCUUAAGAUUUCAACCUACAAAAAGACCACAAAUCGCCAACCAGAAAGCAAAGGCAAAAGCGAUCGCGGCCAAAUUCGCUCCUCCUUCUUCCACCUCCCCAGCACCUUCUACCACACAGAUCGAGUCCAAAGAGAGUGUGCCCACAACCACGCCUACACCACACACAUCUGCCCCGAGAACUACUGCCGCAGACUGGACGGCGACCGCAUCAGAUGACGAAGAUAUCAGCAACUUCUAUACUGUAGAAAAGCGGCAACGUGGGGGACGCAAAAAGCGCAAGAAGAACAAGGAAGCGGUUCAAAUUGUGCAAGAUUGGGAUGAUAUUUAUGAUCCAAGCAGACCGAACAAUUACGAGGAGUACAAGCAGAGUGAAGAAAAGGUUCGCGAGGUCAGGGAAUGGAAAGAUCUUCUAUACAGACACCGUAUGAAGCGGGGGGGUUCUAGCGAAUCUGAUGGGGAAGAUCGCUAUCGGUCCAUAAACCGGCAAUUUGCUCCGCCGCCCAUGUCAUUUGCACCUCCGCCGAAUCUCAACGACGAAAGUUCACCCGCGCCACUACCCCCGCCCGCCCCUGUUCCAGACGAUGCAACUGGCGAGGACGCAUAUUUACGUCGGAUGCGAAUGGCUCAAGGCGCGUCGCAACCGCCGCCACCUCCAUCCCCAGAGGUGAAUCCACCACCUGGUCAGAUAGCCAGGGCGCCUGUGCGGUACAACUUGCCAGCGGCCCCAGAAGAACUCCCAGCUACAGAAGCUGAACUGGAGGAAAAACUUGCCGACACUAAUCCUGGCGAGGAUGAUGGCCCUGAUCAGCCUCGAUCAAGCCGUCCCGGCCAAGCAGGGUUCGCGGAGCGCCUCAUGGCCAAAUACGGCUGGAGCAAAGGCCAGGGUCUGGGUGCUCAAGGAACUGGCAUCAUCAACCCACUUUACGCAAAGGCGGAUAAGCGUAAAAAGAAGCCUGACGCCGAAGGUGGUGGCUAUGCAACUCCGGCAAGCACAGGCAAGAUUCUUGGUGGCAAUAAAUCCAAGGCUGCCCGUGCAGAGGAAGAGGGUAAAUUCGGACCCAUGUCAGAAGUCAUUCGGCUGGAGGGAAUGUUGAAUGGGCUAGACCUUGAUGAAGAGCUUACUCGCGGCGAAGGAGGCAUUUUGCAGGAAAUCGGGGAAGAGUGUGGUGAGAAGUAUGGAAGUGUCGAGCGCGUCUACAUUCAUCGGCCGGAGACUGAAGGUGAAGAUGCGCUGGUCUUUGUGCACUUUGUUAGUCAACUCAGUGCUUUGAGAGCAGUCAAUGCCUUGGAAGGACGCAUUUUCAACGGCAACCCGAUCAAGGCAAAGUUUUGGCCCAAGGAGAGAUUUGAUGCUCGAGAUUAUGUCUGAGCAAUGAGGUGAAGGUGCAAUGAGACAUUAUGACAAUGACAAUAGGAUAAUGGUAUAAAGUGAUUGUGUGCCACUCUUCAUACUCGGUAUAGAACGC